AUGUCCACCCCACCCUUCACAAAACCCAAAACCCAGCUAACCUGGCUAAUAACCGGCUGCUCCUCCGGCCUCGGGCUCUCCCUCGCCCGCCUCGCCCUAUCCCAGGGGCACACCGUGAUCGCCACCUCCCGGAACCCUUCCUCAACCCCCCUCCUCGUCUCCGAAGUCGAGAACUACCCCCACCAUCACCAAAACAAGAGCAGGUGGAUCCAGCUCGACGUCGACGACAGGGCCAGCUCGGAUAUUGUCGAGAGGCUCGAGAAAGAAGACGGCAUCGAGAUCGACGUGCUCGUCAACAACGCGGGUUUCUCCGUGCUGGCGCCCGUCGAGACGGCGUCCGAGGACGAGGUGCGCGCGCACAUGGAGUCGAUGUACUUUGGGCCGCUGCGGCUGGUGCGCGCGGUGCUGCCGCACAUGCGCCGCCGCCGGUACGGGGUCGUUGUCAACUUCAGCAGCGGCGCGGCGCUCGACGGGAGGGAUGCGAUGGGCGCUUAUGCAGGGGCUAAGGCUGGAUUAGACGGUAUUACCCGCGUGCUAGCGAAGGAGGUGGCGCCGUUCAACAUCCGCGUCCUGACCGUCGUCCUGGGCGCGUUCAACACCAACAUGCCCAGCGCUACGGCCGUGGGAAAAGUGCCCCUUCCAGACGACUACCGGGGCUCGGCUUCGGAUAAGAUGAUCCAGUUUCUGACUGGCGGUAGCAUGCCCGGCCCGGCGUUCGUAAUGAGUGACAAGGACAAGGCCAUGAAGGUUGUUUAUGAGAUGGUGCUGGGAGAGGGGAUUGGAGCUGGACGGGAGGCCGAGCGCUUACUUCCCCUGGGAUCCGACAUGACGGCUCGGGUAAAAGGGGCACAGGAGUACCUUGGGCAUGCUUUGGGCGAGUUCAAGGAUGUUACGAAUAGUGUCGGCAUUGACAGGUGA
Molecule: messenger RNA, 918 nt
Organism: Hypoxylon fragiforme
Lineage: Eukaryota; Fungi; Ascomycota; Sordariomycetes; Xylariales; Hypoxylaceae
Product: putative short-chain oxidoreductase
Exons: 2
Coding region: 1-918 (305 amino acids)
Molecular function (GO): oxidoreductase activity
Source: RefSeq, a predicted model, not a curated record